CUGCUCUCCCACAGCAGCUCUGCUUUGAUGAUGGCCAUGAGGAAUCACACCCCCAACACUGAAUUUGUCUUGGGGGGCUUCUCAGAGCAGAGGGAGGUCCAAGCUGCCCUUUUUGUGCUCUUCCUGGGGACCUACCUGCUCCUGCUGCUGGGCAACCUGGGCACGCUGCUGGUGGUCGGCUUGGACGCCCAGCUCCACACCCCCAUGUACUUCUUCCUCAGCAGCCUGUCCUUCCUAGACAUCUGCUUCUCCUCCACCAUCACCCCCAGGAUGCUCUCGGACCUCCUAGCGGCCAGGAAGGUCAUUUCCUACCCGCAGUGCCUCACCCAGCUCUACUUCUACGCCGUCUUCAGCACCGCCGAGUGCUACCUGCUGGCUGCCAUGGCCUACGACCGCUACGUGGCCAUCUGCAGCCCCCUGCUCUAUGCCACCUGCGUGUCCAGCAGAGCCUGUGUGCUGCUGGUGGCUGGCUCCUACCUCGCCGGCAUCCUCAACGCCUCCCUCCACACCUGCUUCGCGCUGCGGCUCUCCUUCUGCGGUCCCAACGUCGUCAACCACUUCUACUGCGAGGGGCCCCCGCUCCAGGCCAUCUCCUGCACCGACCCCACCCUCAGCAAGGUGCUGAUGUUUGUGGUGGUCGGCUCCAACCUGUUCCUCACCGGCCUGGCCAUCCUGGUCUCCUAUGCCUGCAUCCUGGCGGCCGUCCUGCGGACGCCCUCGGCCGCGGGGAGGCGCAAAGCCUUCUCCACCUGCUCCUCCCACCUGAGCGUGGUGACCCUCUUCUACGGAUCCCUUGCCUUCAUGUACUCAGGAGCCAGCUCCAGGCACUCCCAGGAGCUGGGCAAAACGGCCUCAGUGUUCUACACCCUGGUGACCCCCACCCUGAACCCUAUCGUCUACAGCCUGAGGAACAAGGAGAUGAAGGCGGCGCUGGGCAGAGCGCUGGGGAGGAAGCAUUCCGCUCCGAAAUAG
Molecule: messenger RNA, 972 nt
Organism: Dryobates pubescens (Downy woodpecker)
Lineage: Eukaryota; Metazoa; Chordata; Aves; Piciformes; Picidae
Product: olfactory receptor 1019
Exons: 1
Coding region: 28-972 (314 amino acids)
Biological process (GO): G protein-coupled receptor signaling pathway; sensory perception of smell
Cellular component (GO): membrane
Molecular function (GO): odorant binding; olfactory receptor activity; G protein-coupled receptor activity
Source: RefSeq, a predicted model, not a curated record